Molecule: messenger RNA, 7331 nt
Organism: Lates calcarifer (barramundi perch)
Lineage: Eukaryota; Metazoa; Chordata; Actinopteri; Centropomidae
Gene: fam184aa
Product: family with sequence similarity 184 member Aa
Exons: 23
Coding region: 346-3486 (1046 amino acids)
Source: RefSeq, a predicted model, not a curated record
UGUUGUUCGUCAACAUGUCCGCUGUCUUCUGUCUUUAAUUAAACACAUAAGCGCUGCUAAAGAGCGCUGCGUUAAAACGUAAUCCAUCUGAACCUGGGCGCGCGCUAUUGGAUGAGCAUCUGGCGCGCGUCUCCGCCUUUCUCAUCAUUCUGAGCGCUCGCGCCCGCUGCUGAUGCGUGCGACGGGACGGUCUCGCGCCCCGCUGUCCCUGCUCCCUGUCUUUCUCCCUGACAGAAACCGAAGAUUAACCACAAACACAACAAUGGGAGGGUUUAACGCGUAGCAGCCCCUCGCUCCAUUUUAAUAGAAUUUAAAGCGUCGUGUUUGGGUUCAUUCCCGGUGAAAAUGGCGACGGGGGCAGGCUGGCAGCCUCCGUACAACACCUCGACUAGCAACACCAAAUAUACCCCCUCUCCAGCGUCCAGCAUGUUUUACGACGGGAGUUUAACGCUGGAAUACACGCAAGACCUGCAUCUGAAGAUGAGCAAGAAGAUAGCACAACUGACCAAGGUAAUUUAUGCCCUCAACACCAAGAACGACGAACACGAGGAAGAAAUUGAGUCUCUGAAGGAAGCCCACGAGGACGAGGUCCAACACAUUGUGACAGAAACCAGAGACAAGAUCAUGCAGUACAAGAGCAAGAUGGCGGACGAGGCGGACCUGAGGCGGCGGCUGGCCAGUCUGGAGGAAUCUGUUGAACUCCACGAACACAUGAAGAGACAGGCUUUAGCAGAGUUUGAGAUGUACAGACAGAGAAUGGAGGACUCCCAGCUCUGCACCGAGGCCCAGCACACACAGAGAGUGGUUUCUAUGAGCAGAGAGGUGGAGGAGAUGCGUCGGGAUUUUGAGGAGAAGCUGCGGGCGUUCAGCCAGGCUCAGGCCCAGUUUGAGGCGGAUAAGCGGCGAGCGCUGGAGGAGCUGAGGGCCACCCACCGCCAGGAGGUGGAGGAACUCCUCAACAACCAGCAGAACCAGAGCGCCUCCUCCACCGAAGACCAGGAGAAACUGGCCGAGCUCCAUAGACAAGAGGUGGAGGCACUGAUGGAGAGGGUGGAGGAGCUAACAAAGGAUAAGGUCCGUCUGGUGGAGGAGUAUGAGGCAAAGCUGGCCAAGGCACAGGAGUAUUAUGAGAGAGAGCUGGAGGCCAUGAGGAGAACACACCAGCUCACCACUGAGAACCUGCUGGCCUGGAAAAGGACCGAGGUUGAGCUCCGUAAGGAGUUCCAGGCUCAAGAGGCAGCGCUCCAGCGCUCGCUGUCCAAGCUGAGGAGUGAGCUCCAGAAAGCUCAGGAGGAGGCCAGAGAGAACCGAGACAAGACCAACAGACUGCAGACGUCGCUCGCCAACGCAGAGGGAACCAUCAAGAACCUGCACAAGCAGCUGGAGGAAGCCAUCCAGGACGGAGAGAUCUGGGUGAUGCAGCUGAAGGACACUGAGUAUGAACUGGAGGGCAGCAGGGAACGAGUUCAACAGCAGGCAACUGAAAUCCUCCACAAAGCCAGUCAGAUCGGCUCUCUGCAGGCCACCCAGAUGGCCCAUGAAGCGACCAUCAGGAACCUGGACCAGGAGCAGAAUCGGCUGAAGGAGAAGAUCAGCAGGCUGGAGGAGGAGAGGGAGUCUCUGCUCAACCAGAGCCAGGCCGCCAACGAACAGCACAAACAGCAAGUGCUCAAGCUAGAACAGUCUCUGCGUGAGGAGCACCAGGGCUACGAGAAGGAGCUGACCAGACUCAGAGCGCACUACGAGGAGGAGACGCACCGCUUCAAGGAGGCGCAGGUCAGAGCGCUGGAGGAGCUGGAGGAGAAACACCAGACCAUGAGGGAGGAGGCCCAGCAGGAGAAAGAGGAGGAGAAGAAACUCCUCAUGACUAAAAUGAGUCAGGAGUUUGAGAUCAAGCGUCUGUCCUUGGAGGAGCAGCGAGACCGUCUCCAGCAGCAGCUGGACAACCUGAAGGAGGAGCUCUCGGCCAAACUCAACAUGGCCAACCAGGAGGUGUCCCACCUCCAGGAGCUGGUGAGGGAGGGGCAGCAGAACCUGGGCUCGGCUCAGACGCAGAUCACCUGUCUGAAGGAGACUCAGGAGAAACUCAAGAUAGAGCUGGAUGCAACUAGAGCACGAGUGCGAGAGACCAGUAACCUGCUGACUGACCUGCAGGAGGAAAUCGAGACUCAGAAACAGCAGCAUGAAGCCAGAGUGAUGUCCAUCAGAACGGAGGAGAAACAGAAGAUGGACAAGAUGGCAGACGACUUGGACCAGAAGUGGAGAGAUGCACUACGGGAAGAAGUGCGUUUGUUGAAGGAGGAGUUGAACGAGGAGUACGAAGCGGACAAACAGGCAGCGCUGACUCAGCUCUCCCAGCAGAAAGAACUGGAAAUGAUGGCAGCAAGAGAGGGCUGGCAGAGGAAGGUGGAGGACCUGCUGGAACAGAUCUCUCUACUGAAACAGUCCCUGGAGCUGCAGUUGUCUCAGUCGCAGUCAGCUCUCCAGCAGCUGCAGUCUCAGUUCAACCAGGAGAGAGAGCUGCUGAGCCAACAGCUCAAAGAGAUGCAGAGAGAGCAUCAGAGGAGAGAGCAUCGAUUACAGGAGGCUCACUGCUGCGCCCUCAGCACCAUGGAGGAGGCCAGGCAACACCAGAUCAGAGCCCUGGAGGAGCGUUUGAAGCAGGAGCAGAGGGAGGAGGUCCACGCUCUGAAGGAGGCCCACAGGAGGACCUUAGAGAUCCUGAGGCAGCAGUCGGACCAGGAGCUGCAGACGCUGCGAUUUGAACUGGAGGAUGAGGGCAAAGCAAAGCUGGCCUCUCUCCGUGCAGAGCUGAACCACCUCCAUGCUACAGCAAUAGAGCAUCUAAAGCAGAUUCACCUUAAAGAAAACAGUGCCGCCAAACGAGAGCUAGAGAAGGCUAUGGAGCACAGCCACCAGCAGGAACAAGAGCUCCUGGUCCGCAUCUCAGACCUGCAGGCGGAGGUGUGUUCCCGUAGCAACCGCAUCACCGAUCUGGACCAUGAGAUCCACUCUCUGAACGAGACCAUCGACACUCUGACCAGAGAGCUGGAGCUGAAGGGCAAAGAGGUGCUGCGGGUCCGGAGCGAAGCUAACCAUCAGAUAAGGGCCCAUGAACAAGACCUUGCAAAGAGACAUGAGAGGGACCUGGGGGAGCUAAGUGCCGUCCAUCACAGAGAAACACAAAUCAUGCUGGCUGACUUCAACAAGGCGCAGGAGGUCCUCAAAGACAAGAUCUCUGCUCUGCAAAUACUGCUGGAGGGGACAGAGGAGAAGUUAAGGAACAGAGAAAGUCGACCAGAGGACCUGCAUGUUAUAGCAGAGCUCAGAGAGAUGGUCACCGAAAGAGAAGCUCUGGUUAAAAAGUUGGUGGACGACAAAAAGUUUUACCAGUUGGAGCUGGUCAACAGAGAGACAGGCUUCAACAAGGUCUUCAAUUCCAGUGCCAAUGUCGGUGUCAUCAACCCUCUAAUCAAGCCUUCCUGAGGCCAAUGUUGCGACACCAACACACCCGAGGGGGAUGGAGGCAGGAAAAAGUAAAGAAUACGUGGCAAAAGAAGAGGAGCUGUACUCCCAGUACUUCUCUUUCUGACUGGCAAAAAAAAUCCCAAUUCUGUCAAAAAAAUGAAGUAAUGGGACAGAGAGCUAAAGUUGGACAGCGAUCAAACUGCAGGUUUUGAAAGUCAUUUGGGCAACAUUCAUUUCAAACUUGUGUUGCUAAUCACAUCAUCUGCAGUACUGGGAUUCCAGUGUGAUUAAAAAUUAAUUAAAAAAAUGUAACUAAAACCCAACAGUGUAAAUAUAGAAAAAAGGUGGUGUGGAGAUACUGAAGAGGUUCGCUUGCAGCUCUUUAGAGACCCUAGUUAAGUUAAGACCCAAGUUGUAAUACAACUAAAUCAUCCUUAAAGUAACAAUAGCCAGUGAAUCUACUGUGUCAGUAGCAUGAAAAUUUCAGAAACAUUCUCAGACCUCUGUGAAAUAAUUCCCCUGAUGAUGUCUGAUCACUGUGGCCCAGUGUGUCAGUUUAAAGUGUGUUAGUGAGUUGCAUACUGUAGAUUAAGAGGAUAUGGUUUAACUCCAUAUUAGCUGAGUUUUUCUUCUUUGUUCAUCAACAUGUGUCUUACAAGCUGUGAUCUGACUGGAAGUGCUUUGAAAGUUCAGCCAGGACAAACUGAUAUUUGCCUUGAUAAUCGCCUUUAGUCUUUCAUGCUGUGGGCUCCCCUGCAGUAUAAAUAUGUAUUUCUCAUUCAGACAUGUAUUUGAGGAAAAAAGGACAGACCUAGCUGCUGAUUCUGGUUGUUUUUUUGGCCUCUACGGUACGAUAAAUUACAGUAUACCACAAUAACGACACCAGCAAAAAAUGACUAACUUUAGCUUGCUGUCCCAGUGCUUUGACUGUGUACAUACAGUAAAUGUUUGAAAGUCAUUUUCAAAUCUCUGAGCUACCUGAGGGGCGCUUGAUUUACAAUUCCAGACACCUCAAUAGUCUCAGGAGGGGAAACAUCAAGACAAACUGAAUCAAGCACCCCUCAUAUUUUUAUUAUUCUAGUAUUUAUAAUCUAACAAGCUACUGUUUUUCUACGGUCUGUUUGUGAUGCCAGUGGACCAGGGACAUACAGAGAAAGAGUUCUGUCAGCGACAUGUGGACUUUUUUUAAUGCCAAGGAGGGUUUAGUCAAACACUUAAUUUCAUUACAAGCUAGGAGUUCAUGUCGUUGACCGAACUCUUUUGCUACGUGUCUCUGCCUGUGGGGCAGACCUUAGAGCAUGUGAAAACAGAAACACUAUCAUAAUGCUGCUGUCACUCACUUGAAUCCUCAUAUCUCCGGUUUUUGGUGUACUGUCUGUUUUUUAACUUGGCUCUAAAGUUUACAUAGUUCUUGUGUAGAGUAGUUUUCAUGACCUGAAGGUCCAUGAAGUCCAUUCGGUAACCUGUACAGUUUCCAAACUGCAUGGUCAUCAUCAGCCUGACAGACGCUCUGUUUCUUACUUUGUGGAUAAAGAGACAUGAGGUUUGAGAGGUUAUUUACUCUCAUAUUGACGCCACCGGGGUCCAUUCAACAACAAACACAUUCAGUUACAUUACAGCAUCAAUUGUUGAUCGAUGCUCGUCUUCCAUUACAGAAUCAGCUGAGGUUCAGGAAGUGUUUGUACUUUGCUUGUUCAUAGAUCAGACAGUAUUAUAGACACACCUUUAUAUGAUACAGUCCCAUACAAAUUUGUUGCUGGCCUGUAUCGGAUUGCGUCUGACCAUAGUGUGUUCCUGUCUUUCAUUCAACCCCUGCUUUCCUUCUGUUUGCAUGAAGAAAAUCUGAUGCCCGUAUUUAAUUAGAGUGUGCAGAUCUUACUAUGUGGAAACUGAUAUCAAUCUUCUCAUUUGACUGCAGGUAAGAUGAAAACCCAGCAAAUUUAAAAUUAACUGAAGUGAAGAAUGAAACACUUCCUGAAAUGAGGCUGAGACUCUAGCAGACAUGUCUGUAUUUGUGUCAUAUGGGAAACAUGGUUGUAAUCAGAAAAUACAGGAAUCCUGUCACGUUGAGAGAAUAGACUUAUAUCUAUAAAACCAACUUGAUGAACAAUUUUCAUCCUCGUGCACAGAAAACCUUUAACAUGGCGCCCUAAUGUCUGAUUAUCCCUUACGACAUGAAUGCAGCAUCAAGACAUUGAAGCUAUAGUCAUGCUGAAUGUCAUCAAAACUCAUCAGUACAAUAUAUUAAAUGGUGUAUUUGUAAAUAUUGACCUGUAAUGUGAGAGACCCCGGCAAAGUAAAUGGACCAAUAAAAACAUACGACGGUAUCCUCUCUGGGAUCCCCCCCGACACUGAACCACAGUUGGUUCAUUCCUCCAUGCACACUGUGAAGAUUCUAUUUAUUCAGACAAACUAUGUUAAAUAUUGACAUUUAAGCUCAGACAUCUGCAUCAGACAACGCAGAAGUCUUUUCUUUUUCUUUAGAUUUUUUUAUUAAUAAUACAUUUUCUCACAAUCACAUCUGAUUUUACUGCCACUGCUUUUGUUUCACCGUACUUGACAUUGGGUAAAAAACCCAGUACAAGGGUGACAGUGUUUCCCCAGCUGAAAUGAAGAAGCACAUUCUGGGUGACGACCCUCUCUGACGGUGAUAGUUAAAGGACCAUUCCAGUGUUUUUGCAUAUGUUGUGUGUAACAGUUUUGAAUGUGUUUUUCUACCUUUCCAGGCAGCUCUUGUUUUCAUUUCACUGUAGUAUAAAAAUCAACUUAGAGACAUCUGCUUUUCUGCUGUCAAAAUUAGAAGCAGCCAUGAUGUUCAUUGUUUUGAGCUGCCAAACUUAAGUGACUUUAAAGUCUCACCACAAGGUCCGUUCAGUAGCUGUUCUGGAGCUUUCAGUCAUAUCAUAUGGUCUUCAUCAGUAAACAGAGGUUUCCCAGUCGUCAAAGAAUUGUCGAUGUUCAAUUUUCAAUGUUUUUUCUGAGCACUUUAAGGACUUCUCGUCCAUGUUGGUUUAAGAGCUGUGCAUUACAUUCAUUCUUGGCCUCAGUGAAAGCAGUUCAGACAACAGUCUCACCAUAAGGUCACUUUAGUAGCUGGUCUGGAGCUCUCAGUCAUGAUCUUCAUGAGCAGAUAAGCUUAUGGUGAGAUUGUUUUCUGGACAUGAGCUGGAGUAACUGAAUGAAUAAAUGUAAAAACACUGGUAUGGUCCUUUAGGUUGUGUUUUGUUUACAUGUUUGAAAUAAUGAAAAAAUAUAGAAUAUUUAUUUAACUAUUUAUUUUUGAACUUGCAUUUUUACAUAAUUGUUCAGACCUUAUUGUUUGUUUGUCCUGCAUCAAUAAUCACAUGACCUUUGUCCAUCAUUACCACUGUAACCUUACAAAAUGAAUGGGCAUUCAUGAGAAUAUCGACUCUUGUUUCUCAGCAUCUGACAGAGGAAACUUCAGAAGUGUUUUUUUUUUGUUGUUGUUACAACACUGACAUCAGCUGGCCAUCAGCAAACCACAGAAACUGCAACUUAUUAAAACAUUGUCUGUUUAGUUGAUUUUUUAUGUGACGAUAUACAGACCAGGGCUCAGUUCAUUUCACUUUCAACUCAGUUUGUCCAGAAUUGCAGGAAAAGAAGAUGGUUGCACCUGUACCCUGUAUGUCCUAAACUGAAACAGUAGAUGUGUUGCAGUUUGUGUUAUGAGCUGAGUUGAAAGUGAUUGGAUGUCACCCUUGUGACUUAUCAUUUAAUGAUGUCUGUCUUGCCAUUUUUGAAGUAAAAUAUAUAACAAUUAUAACGAUACCAAUAUUUAUUUAUAUUUAUAUCAUUUCUGUUAUGUAUGUUAUGGAACAGUAAAAUUAUGAUUGUGAGAUAAA